AUCGAUGCAAAAAGUUCCCCUCGAGCUUGGCUUCGUCUGUUAGAUGAAUGUGAGAAAGUUAAAAAGCAGAUGUCGGCAAACCAGACUCCUAUUCCUAUAAAUAUUGAGUGCUUCCUUAAUGACAAAGAUGUUACUGGCAAAAUGCAAAGAUCUGAAUUUGAAGAGCUGGGUGCUCCCUUAUUCGAAAAAAUUCGACAACUCUUACUGCGCUUGCUUGAAGAGACUGGAGUAAAGGUAUGCGAUCUGGUAUCUCGUAUUUCUAAUAUUACCACUUAUUGUUUACAGAAGGAGGACAUAGAUUCUGUUGAAAUGGUUGGAGGAGCUGCCAUGCAAUGCGCCAUCCUUUCCCCUGCAUUCCGUGUCCGUGAAUUUUCCAUCAAAGACACACAACCAUAUCGUAUUAAGAUCACUUGGUCAGGUGGUGCCUCUGAGGGCGGUGAAUCUGACGUGUUUGUGGAACGUGAUGAGUUCCCAUUCUCAAAAAUGGUCUCGCUCUAUCGAUCUGACACAUUCCAAGUUGAUGCUCGUUACGCACUUCCAAAUACUGUUCCACAUACUACAUCCGUAGUCGGUGAGUAA
Strongylus vulgaris is the source of this 579-nucleotide messenger RNA. NCBI's taxonomy places the organism in Eukaryota, Metazoa, Nematoda, Chromadorea, Rhabditida, Strongylidae. The record is from the annotation of a GenBank genome assembly.